Molecule: messenger RNA, 1011 nt
Organism: Danaus chrysippus (African queen)
Lineage: Eukaryota; Metazoa; Arthropoda; Insecta; Lepidoptera; Nymphalidae
Source: the annotation of a GenBank genome assembly
AUGGCAAAGUUGGAAUUACAACAAAAUUUAAUUGGCCAUAAAGGUAUAGUUUGGAAUGUAUCUUGGCAUCCUCUUGGUAACAUGUUUUCGUCUUGUGGAGAAGAUAAAAUUAUUAAACUAUGGAGUAAAGAAGGAGAUAAAUGGGUUACAAAAACUGUAUUAGUGGAUGGCCACCAACGCACUAUAAGAGAAGUUGCCUGGUCUCCGUGUGGAAAUUUCUUAGCCUCAGCAAGUUUUGAUGGAACAACAGCUAUUUGGGACAAAAAGAGUGGUCAAUUUGAAUGCAAUGCAACCCUCGAGGGACAUGAGAAUGAAGUCAAGAGUGUUUCUUGGUCUCCAUCAGGAAAUUUAUUAGCUACUUGUGGAAGAGACAAAUCGGUUUGGGUUUGGGAAGUGGCUGGUGAUGAUGAAUAUGUCUGCGAGGCAGUGCUGAACUCACAUAACCAAGAUGUUAAAAAAGUUGUAUGGCAUCCAACCUCAGACAUUCUGGCUUCUUCUUCAUAUGAUAAUACUGUGAAGGUAUACAAAGAGGAUCAGUUAGAUAGUGAUUGGACCUGCAUAGCGACUUUGCAUUCACAUGAUUCUACAGUUUGGAGUUUGGCUUUCGAUAAGACUGGUAAAAGAUUAGCCACAUGCAGUGAUGAUAAGACUGUGAAAAUCUGGCAAAGUUAUGGUCCUGACAACCAAGAGGGUGUAAUAGUUGAUGGUGAAGAUGCAACAUGGAAGUGUGUGUGUACGUUAUCAGGUUACCACACUAGAUGCAUAUAUGACAUAUCUUGGUGUCAUACAACUGGAUUACUCGCUACUGCAUGUGGCGAUGACAUUUUGAGAAUAUUCAAAGAAGCAGACGAUUCUGAUCCAAAUGCACCAUCUUUUGAUCUUAUUUGCACAAAACUUAAUGCCCACUCUCAAGAUGUUAAUUGUGUGCAGUGGAAUCCUUCCGGCAAUGGUGAACUGUUGUCAUGUAGUGACGACGGUGAAAUAAGAAUAUGGAAAUUUAUCAUGGAAUAG